Molecule: messenger RNA, 222 nt
Organism: Didymodactylos carnosus
Lineage: Eukaryota; Metazoa; Rotifera; Eurotatoria; Philodinida; Philodinidae
Source: the annotation of a GenBank genome assembly
AUGCGAAUUAUCACUGUGGCUAUGUUUAUUCUUAUGAUAUCAUUAACAGUCCUAUCAUUACCAACUGGUGAACGUGACACAUUAUCAUCACUGGCUAAACCUUGUACAGUGGCAUGUGGUCUUUAUUGUCAAUGGGGUUACGCAGGAUGUUGUCAUUGUAAACCAAAUCCAUUUGGAAACUUACUCAAUUUAGAAGGUUUGACAUUUCCAAAAGAUCAGUGA